AUGUUUGCCGACAUACAAAAGACUCCAACAUCAGAUGAAAAUAUCCAGCAUAGAAUGGAAGAACUGAAAAAAAAUGUACACAAAUACAACAACCCUUUUUACUUACGAGCAUUUAACGUUCAAUCUUCGGAUGAACUCGGUGAAGAUAAAAGGUUAAAUUUCAAGAAAACAUAUAGAAAUGAAACAUUGUUUAAAGUUCAUUCAGAACCUAACCAAGAUGGAAACAAACCUACUUUUGUUUCUGCAGACGAUGGAACUACAAUGAGAUGGGGUCAUAAAGCUAACCCGGAUAGGUGGUUCAUAAACUUACAACCACAAUUCCAAGAAGUUGUAGACGCAAUGGAAGUCAAUGGUGAACAAGAUAUAGCUGGUAUUUUAAGCGCGGCUUUAAUGCCAUUGAAAGAUAUGAAACAUGCAGAUAUUUUGGACCAGUAUGAAAUGAACAUGGCUGAUGGAAAUAUAACACCUGACGUUCUAGAACAUUUAUCUCAAAGAACUACACAGAACCAUAGAGAUGGUAUAUUUGGUGAAGAGUUUAGAAAGAAAGUUAGGGAGGGAGAAGGAAGAGAACCUAUUGUACAUGACCUUGCAAACGAAAGUUUACAAAAUGUCAUAAAAACUUACUUUGCAGACAAUGAACCGAGAAGGGAUGAAUAUUUAAGAAAACUCAAAUGGACAGUACCAAAUGAAAUGUUAGUAUUGAAAAACAUGUUCCUUGACAAAAUAAAACCAACUACAGAAAUAAAUGACGAAAGACUGAAAGAUUGGGUAAAAGCUUUCCCAUUCACAAAAGAUAUAGUUGGUAACAUGGAAAGAAAACCAGAAUGGCUACAAAAACAUAUAUUUGGAAACGAGCAUAUUCCAUAUGGACAGGCACUGUUUGAAGAGCUUGAACCGGAAACUCAGGAAAGA
Messenger RNA from Trichomonas vaginalis G3, 912 nucleotides. Its product is annotated as protein of unknown function, DUF4106 family. The annotation marks the transcript as partial. The record is from RefSeq and is a predicted model, not a curated record. The transcript has a single exon. NCBI's taxonomy places the organism in Eukaryota, Parabasalia, Trichomonadida, Trichomonadidae.